This is a messenger RNA of Nomia melanderi (Alkali bee), 1140 nucleotides long. Its product is annotated as B-cell receptor-associated protein 31. Gene Ontology annotation, cellular component: endoplasmic reticulum; endoplasmic reticulum membrane. The record is from RefSeq and is a predicted model, not a curated record. Lineage: Eukaryota; Metazoa; Arthropoda; Insecta; Hymenoptera; Halictidae. Gene Ontology annotation, biological process: endoplasmic reticulum to Golgi vesicle-mediated transport; intracellular protein transport.
AUUUAUAAAAUUUCCAAGUUUCUUGUACCACCGUCUGUGCUCGUACUUUGAACUUGCCCAUUAUCUGUGGCUUGUGCCAAUUACCGGUAUUGUAUUUUUGACGUUCGACUUUAUUUUUAGCAUAUUUGUGCGAUUUUUGUUUUAAACCUAAUUUAUAUACAUUUGAUAUAUCUAUUUAACUAUAGUUUAAUAUUUAUCAGUCUCCUUUCUCAAAGUUAUCGGUUUAUUGCAUUUACGCCUUACAUUUACGAUAUAAGGACGUUCAGACAUUUCUUUUUAAUUCUAAACUGAAAAUUCUGUAAGUGUAUGUCUUAUACAAAUAUUUGCACAAGUUAAACAAAACAAAGAAAAUGAGUUUGCAGUGGGGACUAAUUGCCGGUUUUCUGUAUGCAGAAAUUGUUGUUGUGUUGCUAUUGGUAUUGCCAGUAAUAUCACCAACGAAAUGGCAAAAGUUUUUCAGAUCACGAUUUCUACAAAGUCUAACCAAUAAAGUGUCAAUCUGUUUCUUUAUUUUAAUUGCUAUAUUAAUUUUAUUCUUUUUGGAUGCUAUAAGAGAAAUGCAAAAAUAUACUUCACUUUCACAACAUCUGGGAGACCAUGCACAUUUAGAUGCUGAAAUGCAAGGUAACAUGAAGUUAUUCAGAGCACAAAGAAACUAUUUUAUAUCAGGCUUUGCAUUGUUCUUGAGUCUUGUUAUACGACGUCUUGUAGUAUUGAUAUCUUCUCAAGCUAUGUUAUUAGCUUCGAAUGAAGCAGCUAUGCGACAAGCACAGUCUGCAACAACAACAGCAAGAAGUUUAUUAUCUCAGAAGACAACUGGAGAAAGUGCUCAAAAUGAUUCGAAUGAAGCAUAUGACAAAGUUGCAUGUGAACUAAAGAAUCAACUCAAAGAGUUACAACUGAAGAACCAAGAAUUAGAAAAUCAGAUUAUUGUUGAGCAGAAAGAUAAAAAAGCUGUAAAAUCACAAGCUGAAUCUCUUGCUAAAGAGUAUGAACGUUUAUGUGAUGAGCAUGCCAAGUGUUCUUUAUCAAGUGGUGAUAAGAAGAGUGAUUAAAUCUUGCUUAUUGUUUUUCAUUUUCUUAUUAAAAAUUUUUUUUGAUUUUGAAAUAACGUAUCUCAUAAACUUUCAUAAAAAAAUA